UUCCGUGAACAUUUGCAGACCACCAAAAUGUGGAGUCCAACGCACAUUCAAGUGACAGUGCAACGCGCCAAAGGGCUACUUAUCAAGGGUAAGGGCGGCACAAACAACUGCUUCGUCAUCAUCGCGCUCGGCAAGGAGAAGUACCAAACGUCCAUAAAACAGAAGGCCCCUGACUCGGUGAUGUGGAAUGAGGAAUGUGAGCUACAAAUCCCGACGCAAGGCAACCAGGCACAGCUGGUACUGACCGCGCUCCAUCACAACAGCGUCGGGAUGGACGAGUUUCUCGGGCGCGUUGUUCUACCGCUAAACGAGAUGGAAGUGUACGAACGGCCCCGUGCCCGCUGGUACAAGCUCGAGAGCAAGGAUCGCGAAAAGAAGAAGGAGAAGGAUCGGGGCGAGCUGGAGGUGCGCAUCUCGUUCACGGUAAAAGCCGGCUCGCUGACCGAUCUGAGCAAGAAGGAGAAGAGCAAGAGCUCGAUCAGCAAUCUCGCGUCCAGCGUGGGCGGUUCGCUGCUGAGCAUCGGCGCGAUCGAGAAGCGCAAAGGGUUGAAAAAGAUUGCCAAAUCGAUCGGUUCGAAGAUGCACAUUUCCGGGCUGGGAAAGAAGGAAAGCCGGAAGGAGCGGGACGGCGGGGACGAUUCGUCGAUGUACAGUGGGAGCAAUUCGAGUUUGGCGGGCAUGGGUGUUGGUAGUGCAACACCGUCUACCGCCUCCUCGCUACACCCAUCGUCCGGUGGACGACAGUCGGAGCAAACUUUUGGCGAUGCGGAUCCGGGCGUCAUCAGCGAAGACGAGGAUGAGUUUGUGCUGGACAAUUUGUCGCACAAGAGCUCGAACGGUUCGCUGAACUUGCGUGCGGCGCGAACGAGCGCCCCGGUGGUAACAUCGACACCGCUCACCCUCGGCUCCACACCGGCCGCUUGUCCGGAACGGGAUAGCGAAACGCCGGUGGUGGCGACCGGCAAAAAGGUGGACGAAUGGGAAAAGAAACUGUACGGGAAGCACAUCGGCAAUACCGAUUCGCUGAAGCGUCGGAGCUGGGAAAGUUCGCGGGUGAUGCUCUCGUCACGGCGCGAAGAAACGGAGCAGGAGCUGGAAGCGGGUGAACGGCAGGAUCAAGCUGCUGGGGAGCAGCAGCAGCGCGGCCACUCCGUCACGGCACCCACAUCGCCCGAGCUGGAGGGUAAAGCGAACCACCACCAAAACACUGCCAGCACCAAAGCACCAACACCGAAACCAUUGCCCCGUGCCGGUUCCCAAGACAUCGUCGGCCGACAGUCACCGACCGUACCGGUGAUCCAGCUCGAAGGCAAACCGGAAAAGGAAAGCUUCACCAAGAAGCUGAAACACUUGGUAAAGGAGCACCGGGGUGGUGGUGGCCACCAUCGGGCCGAUUCGCUGGAGAAUCUUUCGUCCUCCACGGUAGGGGUUGCCAGUGUGAUGGUGGGGUCGCACAAGAAGCACGGUUCGAAGCAGCUCGGUACGGCGGACCAGCGCAUCAUUAUCGGUGUCGAGAAUGGGGAGCAGAUGGCGGCGGCAGCGGCCGCUGCCUCCCAGCGCCAGUCCAAGCUGGCACACGUGUCGCCGGAAACGCUCGCCAAGUAUGAGGGUAAAACGCGCGAGGAGGUUAUCAAGAUAGCGCACACGCUCGAGAACGAGGUGCACUACCAGAAGCAGAAGGUGAAGGAGCUGGAGGACUAUCUCGACAGUUUGCUGCUCAAGGUGAUGGAAUGCCAUCCGAAGAUACUGCAAAACCCGUACCAGAAGGCGGCACAACGAAAAGGUAAGGGUGUGCGCUAG
Molecule: messenger RNA, 1800 nt
Organism: Anopheles maculipalpis
Lineage: Eukaryota; Metazoa; Arthropoda; Insecta; Diptera; Culicidae
Gene: Rip11
Product: rab11 family-interacting protein 5
Exons: 3
Coding region: 28-1800 (590 amino acids)
Biological process (GO): regulated exocytosis
Cellular component (GO): intracellular membrane-bounded organelle
Molecular function (GO): small GTPase binding
Source: RefSeq, a predicted model, not a curated record